Molecule: messenger RNA, 2094 nt
Organism: Chroicocephalus ridibundus (black-headed gull)
Lineage: Eukaryota; Metazoa; Chordata; Aves; Charadriiformes; Laridae
Product: ATPase family AAA domain-containing protein 3
Exons: 16
Coding region: 44-1855 (603 amino acids)
Biological process (GO): mitochondrion organization
Cellular component (GO): mitochondrion
Molecular function (GO): zinc ion binding; ATP hydrolysis activity; ATP binding
Source: RefSeq, a predicted model, not a curated record
CGCGUGUGUGCGUGCGGGAGGGCGUGCUGCCGGCGGCGCCGUCAUGUCCUGGCUGUUCGGGCUGAACCGCGGUGCGGCCCCCGCCGGCGGCGGGGAGGCGGCGCCGGGCGCGGCCGGGCUCUCCCUCCCACCGGCACCGGGAGGCGGCGGGGGCGCCUCGGCGGGGGGCGCCGGCGACCGGCAACCGCCCAAGGACAAAUGGAGCAACUUCGACCCCACGGGCCUGGAGCGGGCGGCCAAGGCGGCGCGGGAGCUGGACGCCUCCCGCCAUGCGAAAGAUGCUCUCAGCCUUGCCCAGAUGCAGGAGCAGACCUUGCAGCUGGAACAGCAAACGAAACUUAAGGAGUACGAAGCUGCCAUAGAACAACUGAAGAAUGAGCAGAUACGGGUACAAGCAGAAGAGAGACGAAAAACGCUCAGCGAAGAAACAAAACAGCAUCAAGCACGAGCCCAAUACCAGGACAAAUUGGCAAGGCAGCGCUAUGAUGAACAGAUGCGACAGCAGCAACUUGCUAAUGAAGAGAACCUGAGGAAACAGGAAGAAUCUGUACAAAAGCAGGAGGCCAUGAGGCGGGCUACCGUAGAACGAGAGAUGGAGCUGCGGCAUAAGAAUGAAAUGCUGCGUGUUGAGGCAGAGGCAAGAGCCCGUGCCAAGGCUGAGCGGGAGAACGCAGACAUCAUUCGGGAGCAGAUCCGCUUAAAAGCUGCUGAACAUCGCCAAACAGUGCUAGAGUCCCUCAAGACAGCUGGGAUGCUCUUUGGUGAAGGAUUCCGUGCUUUUGUAACAGACUGGGACAAAGUUACAGCCACGGUGGCAGGCCUAACCCUGUUGGCAGUGGGCGUUUACUCUGCCAAGAAUGCCACGGCAGUAGCAGGGCGAUACAUCGAAGCGCGUUUGGGCAAACCUUCCCUGGUGAGAGAAACAUCACGUAUUACUGUGCUGGAGGCACUGAAGCAUCCUAUCAUGGUUGGUAAGCGUCUUACCAGCAAGGCUCAGGAUGCCCUUGAAGGAGUUGUUCUCAGUCCACAGUUAGAAGCACGUGUGAGAGACAUUGCCAUAGCAACAAGAAAUACAAAAAAGAACAAAAGCCUAUACAGGAAUAUUCUUAUGUACGGUCCCCCUGGCACUGGAAAGACGCUUUUUGCCAAGAAAUUAGCUGUGCACUCUGGCAUGGAUUAUGCCAUCAUGACCGGUGGCGAUGUUGCCCCCAUGGGGCGGGAGGGAGUGACUGCCAUGCAUAAACUCUUUGACUGGGCAAACACCAGCAGGAGAGGCCUCUUGCUAUUUGUGGAUGAAGCGGAUGCAUUUCUGCGGAAGAGGGCAACAGAGAAAAUCAGCGAAGAUCUCAGAGCAACUUUAAACGCAUUCCUGCACAGAACAGGGCAGCACAGCAACAAAUUUAUGCUUGUUUUAGCAAGCAACCAGCCUGAGCAGUUCGAUUGGGCCAUCAACGACCGAAUAGAUGAAAUGGUGAACUUUGAUCUGCCCCAGCUAGAGGAACGGGAGCGCCUUGUGAGAAUGUAUUUUGAUAGGCAUGUCCUGAAGCCAGCCACAGAGGGUAAACAACGUUUGAAGCUGGCCCAGUUUGACUAUGGGAAGAAGUGCUCGGAGAUUGCCAGGUUGACAGAGGGCAUGUCUGGCCGAGAGAUCUCUCAGCUUGCUGUGGCAUGGCAGGCUGCAGCUUAUGCGUCAGAGGACGGUGUUCUUACGGAGGCCAUGAUCGAUGCCCGGGUCGCUGAUGCUGUGCAGCAACACAAACAGAAGAUGGAAUGGCUGAAAACGGAGGGGGCCGAAGCAAGCAAAGGGGCUGCCGGCAACCCGCUGCUGCCUUUCCCCAAAGGAACGCCAGUGUGAGAAGUCUGCAGGCUUCAGACCAGCAUGUGCGGGGAAGUGGGCAGGGGAGAAAGCCGGGGAGGGCUUUUUAGGCAAAUGUUUGGUGGAAUCAUGUGUUGAAAUGUGUCCAUUGGUGCAAGGGAGGGGGUACUGCCUCAGUCUGCCUUGGAUUUCAUGGUUUUAAAGUGCACUAGGGGAAAAAAAAAAAAGUGGUUUAAAUAAGGCAGAAGCAGCUGUAUUAAAGGACCCCUUUGCUGAAA